This is a messenger RNA of Mya arenaria, 11966 nucleotides long. RefSeq lists its product as uncharacterized. The transcript has 19 exons. Bases 1 to 8043 code for a protein of 2680 amino acids. The record is from RefSeq and is a predicted model, not a curated record. NCBI's taxonomy places the organism in Eukaryota, Metazoa, Mollusca, Bivalvia, Myida, Myidae.
AUGAGCGGGCACCAGUAUAAUAUGCCACCUGGGGCUCCAGUCUACAGCUCCCAACCACAGAUGUUCUACUCUGGGGCUCCUGUACAGCAACCAGAGUGUGUUUUCUAUGGCCCACAGUAUGGGGGCCAGCAGAUGUAUCAAGGUGUCUCUCAUCCCAGGCCCGGUCCAACGCCAUUAUUUGUCCCACCUCGAGGAGUAAGUAUGGGGCCUCCUAUGUACUCUCACCCCAUGCCUACUCAGGGGGCAUCUACCCACCAUCACCCACCACCCUCCCAAGGCCCGGGCCGCUACCCUUACCCCCAGGGCGGUGUUGGACGCCCACAACCGUGGUCAGCCGCAAUCACACCACCAUCACCUGCCUUGGUUAACCUCACGACUCAAAGCUCCCCUCAGAGUUUGCCAUGCUCGGUUCAGCUCCCUCCCCGACUUAAGCUUCUGGAGGAUUAUUGCAAAGCGAAACAACCUGCAGGAGUGGUAGCUGCAUCAGAGUCCUUUCUGGUGGCUGCCUCUAAUCAUGGCAUUGUUAUUGACCACCCCAAAUCCUCAACCCUGCAAUCUUCUUUCUCAACCCCUCCUCCUGGGUGGCAAGGGGCCACUGCAGACCCUUUCAUGAAGGCUGCAUCCAAUCAUGGCAUUCAUAUUGAGCUUCCAAAAUCAUCUCAGCCCCAGGAUCCAAAAUUAAUCCCCACAGAUUGGUGCUCUGUCCCUGGAAAAGACAAUGCUAGUGAUGUAAAUGGCGAAAGUUCUGGCUCUGUGCUAUUUAACUCGGAAGCUGUUACGACAAGGCCUGUUUGUGCAUCAGAUGCUUUAAAUCAGCAUGAGUUAGCGCUAACUACAUUAAUGCAAAGUUUCAUGGGAAAUGGUGACAUUGAACACAUAGAUGUAAAAAGCCAGAUUUCUGAAACAAACUAUGGGAAAAGCGUUUACAGCAGGUAUCAAAGUAAUGGCGAUAAAGAUCACAACAAGGAUGAUGUGAAAAUUGGUGUAAAGGAACAAGAAUGCUUGAAGCAAGAUACUGCUGAAGGUUGUGAGCUAGGUAAUGGUGAUAACACUUUCUCUGAUGAAAGUAUUGAUGUUAUUGAAGAUCAUGAGUUUCUGUCUGGCCAGGUUGAAUUAAGUACACAUUACUCUCAGGAUUCGGAACAAGAACUUGAUCACUCGAGUACAUUGAAAGGUAGAAAGAAUGAAGACUGUUAUGAUGAAGUUGAUGGGUCAGAGACUGUACACAGUGCUGCAAGUGUGCUGAAUGCUUUGGAGGAAAAAAUACAUGGAGAGAUAGUUAAAUUUGAUAAGCAAAUUGACAUGAAAAGAAAUCAAGAAGAACUGGAUGAUGACGAAGGAUUAGGCAAACUGACACUUGAAAAUGUGAAGAAAGAAUUAGAUAAUAAAGCUCAUGGAAAGUUUUAUAUGAUGGAUACUGGUGAAAAGGAUAAGAUUAUCAAAAAUUGGAUGAAGACCAUGGAAGAGGCAAGUGAACAGCAAGACAAACUUCUGACAAGUGUUAACGAAGACAAGGUGUCACUUGGAGAAGUUGCUGCAUCUGUUGUGAAGAAAGCUAUUGCUAAGGGAGUGCUAAAGUGGGUGGUAGGUCAGAAUCUCACUGUUGAAACUAAUCCAGUGAUUCAGGAGAAUGUGGUUUCUUCCUCAGAAUCUGACUUAAACGAGGAUAUUAUUGGUGUUACUGUUAGUACAACACCUGAUUUGGAUGAAGUGGUAUUGAAGUCAACAGAGGAAAACAAUAAUGUUGUGUUUGUUAAAGGUGCUAUGGAUGAUAGGCAUAGACGUAUCAGUCAAGAUUCAGAUAUAACUGUCUCAAAUAGAAAGGUCAAAAGUGAAUUGGUGGAUACUGAACCUGUUCCUAGCACUUCAGAAAGAUCAGGCGAUGAUUUUGAAAAGUUUUUCUUUAAGUGUAAGGCUUCGCAACAUGGCAUUGUGAUUGAAAGCCCUGGGAAAAAGGGUGAAGUUCAGAAUCAGAUGAAAGAGAGCAAAGACAAUGGUAUGAAAAAUGAGAAUGACAAUGCAAGAAAUGAACUUCCAUUUAAUGAAAAUCUUAUUGAGAUCCCAAGUGGUUUACGUUUAGCCAGAAAACGAACAUUGUCAGAAUUAGAUUCAGGAAACACAAGCAGAGAAGGAUCUCAGAGCGAUUCUCUGGAUGCAUUUAAAAUGAAGGCGCUGCAAAGAGGUAUUACGAUACAAGAUUCCAAGGAAGGUGUAUUGGACAGUGAUGCUGAACUGGAACUGUUAAACACUUCAGGAAGAGUAAGUAGGGGAUCCAGCAACUCUUCAGAAAGAUUUAGUAGGCAAUCCAGCGUGGAUACUGCAAGAGUGAGACAUGCCUCCACACCAGAUCCUUCUCUCACAAUUCUAAAUCCAUCUUCGCAAGAGAUGAAACCCAGAAGGAAAAAUGGUGAUUUGAAGUUGAGGUCUGAUGCUCUUGAGUUUGAAACAGACUUAUUAAAUGCUUCUUUUGCUAGUUCAGGUAUAAGCGAAGGUUCUCAAAUACGCGCAGAAGCUCCGGAAUUCGUACCAGGGAAAGAGCUUAAUGCUCGUACCACAAGUUUCAAACCAAAAGAACAAAUCCCUAAGAAACCAAAGAUAUUCUAUAUUCCAACUCCGAAAGAAGAAGUACCAAAUCCCUCUGUCUCAAUUCAGGCAACACCAAAUAUCAGACAUGUAUCAAGUGAGACCAAAAGGUUCAGGAAGAAAGACUGUAGCACAGAAACUAGUAAUUGUAUCACCAGAGAAGUGUGUGUGAAUACGGACGAAAGUCAUGCUAAAGAAAGUCUGGGAGGUAGAACCAUAAAGACAACUGCGAGGUAUGUAACGAAGAGCGUUAACACUGAUGUACCAGCUAAACGUACUGUAGGAAUCAAUGUGAGAAUGAAACCACCGGCUAAGGUUGCCAAGGAAACGAUGACUGAUGCGCUACAUGUGCAAGAUGAUGCGAGCAAGGCUGAUGUGACCUUUUUAGCUGACAAAGUGAAGGCUUUACAGUCAGAGCUGGUGAGAAGAACAGAGAGAGAUGUCGUGGAGAAGCUGACAACCAUGAAAUCCAGCCUGGCCAAUAACGUAGCUGGGAUAUCUCCUCUGUUUACUGAUGGUGUGGAAAGAGAUAUGCUUAGGAGCAUGUUCCACAGUAAAUUGGCGAUGAUAGACGAGGCGAUCGUAGAGUGCAAGGAGGCUGCCAAGAAGAACAUGAGCCUUAUCCAAUCUGGCUGGGUGCUAAACGAGAUUCCAGACUUCCAGUCUGUGAUUCCAGAAAUGUCUCAAUCGCCCACCAAGAAGUUAUCCAGCCCUGCACGGCCUCUUAUUAAACCUGGCAACCUGCAAGCUAGCCCCCUAAAGUCCCACCCUGGGGCUCGGAAUGAACUGCCCAAACCAAGGGCUCAACAGGGGUCAAAUAGCGUUGCUUUGGUAACUGAUGUGAGUGGGGUCAGUUCGCUGAUCGGAUCAUCAACGAAAACAGUGCUGACACUUUCAAAACCCAAGCUGGGCACUUCAACAAACUCGGCAAAGCCGGUGUUGUCCAUGUCCUCUGCAGCAAAUUCUGAAGGGAAAUUCCCCAUCAUUGACCUGAAUGCCAUGAAAACUAGAAUCACCAACGAGCCUGCAGCACAGAGUAUUCCGUCACGUAAACGCAGACGUGACUGUCUUGAAAAACCUAGAAAGGAAAAGGAUGGGUUAGAAAUUGGGGCUAUCCAAGAGUUGAAGCACCCUGGGAUUGAAGAAGAUGUAAAGAUGGGGUAUAAGGCUGCUUUUAGGGUUGAAAGAACAAAUAAAACUAUAGAUGUCACUGAGAAAGUGAAUAAUGAAAUGUUUGAAGAAGAAAAAUUAGGAACUGUUGCUAGUGCUGAUGAUGAGGGCACAGAUAAAGAGGCAAAUGAUACUUGUGAUGUUAAACUGCCACAUCUGAAAAUACAGACAGUAUGUGGCACUGUGGAUGAUUCUCUCAAUGUUUGUUCCAGUGAUCUAAAACCAAGUGUCUCACAUGACAAACAAACUGUCGAUAAAACACAGCUUGUAGAUACUACUCAAGCAACAGAUAACAUCAAAUCAGUUGAUAAAGAUAAUCAUGUUGAUGACAAAAAACCUGUAAAUGACACGCUCCAAAAAGCUGACAUGAAGAUGACUGACACUGAAUUUGAAGACACAAAAGCAGUAGAAGGUUUGAUGAAGAAAGAAAAGACCUGUGCUCAAUCCAAUGGUGGAAAACGAGACAGAGUGGUUGGAAAUAUGAUGGAUGUGGUAGAUGACAGCGAGGAGGAACCUUCCAACAAUGAGACGGAGGAAGAUAAAGACAUCGGUAAUGAUGAUGGAAGUGAGAAUUGUGAAGAUAAACUAGUUGAAAUUGAAGACGGAGAGAGAUAUGAAAGUGAUAACCAGUCUGACAAGGCCAAUGAUGAAUCAAACAGAACAGGGAAAGAUAUGUAUGAAUUUGAAGAAGCUGAAAAGAAAGUAGAUUCUGAAUAUGAAAGGGCAAAGUUGUUUGAAAAAGAAAUACAACAUAUGGCUGAAUGUCUAAACAUUAAGAAGGAAGAUGGCAAGGUUGUCAAUGAUAUUUGUGGGUCAGAGAAAAAAAAUGAUAAAAAUAUCAUUACGGAGAAGAUGUGUUUGGAAUAUGAUAAACAAGAGAUCGACAACAAUCAGGCAAGUCCAUUGUUAGAAAAGGAGAAAGCGUUCGAUAACAUUGAUGAAGAUGAGUUUCACUCCUAUACAAUCGAUUCAGGACUAGAUACUGAAAAUGUGGUAUCAACAGAAGUCACACAAGUUCAAAAUGCUGUAAGUGGUUCCAACCCAAUCAACUCAGUAACUCCGAUGCAGGCCCCAGGAAUGCUUGGAAACCUGGAUCCAGUGUUGUACCAGCUAGUUUUUGAGCAGUUGUUGCAGACAUAUCCAGAGCUUGCCUAUUCUCCAGGGAUGCUAGCAAACUUGGCCAUGCAACAGACUGGUCUGGUCCAAAUGAAUAUGCAGGGAAUGCAGGGCGGGGCCAGUAUGGUUCCUGCAGUUAUUGCGCCAAUCAUUGGCCCAGGGCCUGGUUUAACACAAGGGUUUGGUGAACCCGCCUUAAAUGGAGCCAUGCAGAUGCCUUCCAACAAACAACAAGUGCUUGCUCCAAGUAUGUCUUCUGUAGAUCAGUCAGGAAAAGCCAUGCAAAUGCCUUCUACAGGUUCAAAAGCACCUAUGACAGCCUCUGUAAAUCAUUUGGGAGCAGCCAUGCAAAAACCUACUGGUUCACAAGCACCUACAGCAACUUCAGUAAAUCAGUUAGGAGCAGCUUUUACUGGUUCACAAGCACCUAUGGCGGCCUCUGUAAAUCAGUUAGGAGCAGCCAUGCAAAUGCCUUCUACUGGUUCACAAGCACCUAUGGCAGCCUCUGUAAAUCAGUUAGGAGCAGCCAUGCAAAUGCCUUCUGCUGUUUCACAAGCACCUAUGGCAGCCUCUGUAAAUCAGUUAGGAGCAGCUUUUACUGGUUCACAAGCACCAAAGUCAGCUUCUGUAAAUCAGUUAGGAGCAGCCAUACAAACACCUUCUACCGGUCCACAAGCAGUUGUUCCUAAGGUACCUGCUGUAAAUCAAUCUGUGGCAGUUGUGCAGAGGUCAUCUAGAAGCAGUUUGAAAGACUUCAGAAACAUGCUUUCAUCUGGGAAAAUAUGUGACCCAAGCAUGGUCGCAGACAAAGGGGAUGCUUACACUGCAUUGAGGAAACCCUUUCCUGGAACUAUAGACACAAACCUGAUUGCCAGCAAGCCACCAGGGUUCCAGGAAAAGACUAAAAUCAGCCAAACUGAAUCUGCUGUAAAGGAGAAAACAAAGGAAGAAAUGAAUGAUGGACUUGACAAAGAAAAAUGUAUACUUAAGUAUUUCUCUCAGCCUGAGGUAGCACCAGUCUCAAGUCAGAGGUCAAGUACUGACAUUAAUCCAAGCACUGGCUUAUCAGUUAAGGUUAAUGAACCGUCAAAAGACUUGGAGAAGUUAAGCUAUUCCAAUGAAAGCAAGUCCAUCUCUUCAGAUCCCAGUUUCCGAGAGCCUAGCGUUCCAAAACCAGGCGUUGCACAUCCCAAACCAUCAGUGAUUGUCACUAGGAAGGAUCUCAACUGGCUAAGCAUAGGAUCAAUGCCAAAACCUCCAUCCAUUCCGUCCAGCUCUGAAAAUCAUAAUGUUGCACAGUCUGUUUCACCUUCAUUAUCAUCUGCUGCAUCACAGUCUGACUUUAUGCCGGAGUUUGCCAAGCGUCACAACCCUGAGAUAACACGUAAAAGUGUUGUGGAUCACUUCGUGCUUAAACCUAGCGAGCAGGUGGCUCGGUCUUUAGCAAAUGCAGAAAAGGAGCUGAGUUUUGUGUACAAGCCACCUUCACCCCCGCCCUGUGACACAUCCGAGUGUUACAAUGUACAAAAACAGGUUGACCCUGAAGCUGUAGAAGAUGCCAUGUUGCAGAAUCCGAUCCCAGAUAUGGACCCUGUCUCUGCCCUCUACGAGUAUUGCCAGGCCUGGGGAGAAAAAACCACCUUCGAGGUCAUCUCUCGGGAAGGACCCCUAAACAAGCCAGUGUUUACAAUGAAAGUGACCGUUGGUGUGGAGACGUUUGGCCCAUGUAAGGGAUAUAACACCACGCUGGCGAAGAAAAGUGUUGCCUGUGUUGCCCUGAAUGCACUCAACAAGAGAGGAUCGCUGGAAGCCUUCUUUAAAUCGAAGGGUGCACAGUCCUCUGGUCGAAUACGGAGACCUUCUGCUCGAGAGACUAGCACCAACCAGCCUCCAGUUGCCGUAACCAGAACAAGGUCAAGGUCACUGAGUCAGUCUGACUCAGCCCCAAGCUAUAAUCAACCCUCCUUUGGUAAUAACCGUCAACCAUCACCUGGGCCAUUUUCAAGGCGUCAACCAUCACCUGGGCCUUUAAAUAGACUUGCACCAUCCCCUGGGCCUUUAAAUAGACUUGCACCAUCCCCUGGACCUUUAAAUAGACGUGCACCAUCCCCUGGGCCGGAAAACAGACGUGCACCAUCACCUAGUCCGUUUGAUAGAUGUCAGCAGUACCCUGGGCCGCUAAAUAGACGUGAUCCAUCACCUGGGCCAUUUAAUAGACGUGCUCCAUCGCCAAGUCCAUUUUCGAGACGUGCACCUUCCCCAAGUCCAUUCCAACGAUGCCAGCAGUCGCCAUCGCCAACACUCAACCAGCAGCCAAUGGCCAGAGUUUCCCGUGAGUUGUCGAGCGAAAACUGGGAGGAUGAAGUGGACAAUUUUGCUCCAACGUUCACCCUACACUAUGAUAAGAAGAAAAAGAUUUCCUCAUCAGCUUUAGAGUCAGGUGCCAAAAGCAAAACUGCAGAUUUGACAAACCCAUUCCUUCACCCAGUGGACAAAUCUGUGCCAGCUCCCAAGCAUAAGGGUAUUACUGGCUUGUGUGAUAUAGAGUUGCCAAAAUCUGCAAAGGAGAAGGAUGAAGAUGAGAAAAAAGAACCUGUCGAGGAAUGGUGUGAGGUACAAACGAAGCGUAAACGUCAUGCCAGCAAGGAACCACAGAUAGAAGUGCACAAGUCUAGUGCCCCAUAUGUGCAAACUGCCGCCCCCUCAACCACAGCAGCCAAGACAGCCAAGUAUUCCAACUUUGAGAGGCUUAUUGGACGGAUGCAGGAGGAAUAUCCAGAUGUUGAGAGGAAAGACUUGAUAGAUGCCAUUCAAAAGAUUCGGAAGGCAAAGAACAGCCUGAGUGGCCUGAGUAUGCAGACCAUUGUGGAAAUGGCCGGAGAAUAUGUCGGCAAGAAAAAGAUCCCUGGUCACUGGGACAACCCUCGGAAGCCUAAGACUCUUGUUCUGCCCCCAAGAUUUUCUUCUGUGGCCUCCAAGACUCUUGAUGACCCAGAUGAAAACAUCUGUGUUAUUUGUCACGAAGGGCUGACCACAGAACCUGUGAAGGAGCUUGACUGUAAACAUGCUUUCCACACGCAGUGCAUCGCAAAAUGGGUGAAAGUUGAUAGAACAUGUCCUACAUGUAGAAAACUGGCCCUGUUCCCUGAAGAAUACCCUCUCCUUGGGAAGUAGGAGCCUCCCUUUGGAAAAAGUUCCACAAUUGUUUCCAACAUUAAAGUGAAACAUGUUAAUUCAUGUUUUGGUCUAUAAUACUGUGAAUGUUUAUCACGGGCCUUUUUGGUGAUUACAUUUAAAUCAUGUUGAUAUACUUCAAUGUACAUCCAUGAUGACAAGGCCUUACUUAACUUUAUGCACCAUAUAACAAUGUUUACUAUAUCAUGCUAUGGUUAAUUUGUUAGUUCAUUUUGAUGUUUGUAUCUUGUUUUACUAGUUGUAAGAAAUGGGAAUCUCAAAAUCAUGUCAAGUGUCAUGUAAAAUAUUCCCUUGAUUUUCAUGUUCAAGCUGGUAUGUUUUUCAUUAAAAACUUGUUGAGGUAUUGUGACAGCCUGGGUGUCGUCGGUGUAGUCAUGCGAAAACUUCAAACAUGGCCAUAACUCAAAAACUGUUAAAGAUGUGAAUAAAUAAAAUUUGGUUAAUAUGUUGCCAAACACAAUUAGCACUAUCAAGGCCCAUAACUCUGGGGUUUAAUAUGUGGAGAAUUAUGCCCCUUGUUCAUCUUAAAAUAUAUAGGGAGUUAUGCCCCUUGUUCAUCUAAAAAUAACAGGCCAACAUCUGUGUUCGAGUGAUCAUUUAUGAUCUAACUGUGAUGUUUUGUGUUAAAAUGCUGUUAUCGGCUAUUGUUAAAAGUAUGACCUUUAUGUAUUAUUGUUCUAUACCUUUACAUACAGUGUUGAAAUACCAACUGUUAUGAUUUAUAGUGUGCUAUCAUACUGUGUUGAAAUACCAACUGCUAUGAUUUAUAGUGUGCUCAUUAAUACUUACGUCCAUAGGUUUUGUUUUUUGGAAGGCAGACAUAAAUUACAUCAGGAAUAUUACCUAGCAAUAAUCAAAGAUAUUUCUGAGAUUUUUUUUGCCCCAGUGGAAGGGACAUUGUUGGUCCAAUUUGCAUUAAUCAUCACAAACAUAAGUUUUCAGUUUCAUUUCUGUUUUGUUAGAGCAUCAUUUACUAAUGUAUUACACCGGAAUUCUAAAAUUCAGGAUUUAUCUGCACUUUCCGGAUUUAGGGGCCCCUUUUGUGAUGGAUGUAUAUCUGAUCUGUUUCUUCAGGGUCGGGGUGGGGUGGAGGUCUUAGAAGGUCUAUGAAAGGCCAAAAUGUGAUGCUGAGAUGCAUUUUAGGAAAUCCAAAUGAAAUACCCAAAACUUUUUUCAGCUUGGGAUCUUAGCAUGCUCCUAUCCCUCAAACAGGGCUCUCCCACUUCCCAAGACCUGGAUUGAUAAUUAUCAGCUGUUAUAGCCCCUGGUUAUAAUUAUGGUGUAUAUUUCGUUUGACAAUUGCAAAUGCCAUUGUAUAUGAUUUGUGACAAAUGUUCUGAUUUCACAUAAAAAAGUUUUCAUUUUAAAACAGACCAUCUGACUUAUCGUAUUGGUUGAAAAACUGAUAUGAAUUAUGUCAUAGAUAUGAAUCUCAAGUCAAAACUUUAAGUAGAUAAAGGUUUAUGCAGUUUAUUUGUCCUACCAUAAUGUGUACAAAAGAUAUCUGCAGGGCUUUAAUUUAAAACAAAAUUGUACUCCCAAAUUUAUGUGAGUGCUGAAAAUUUUAAUUUGCACAAUGUUAAGUUUACUCGCAAUUUUUUUUCAUCCCUUUAGCCAUAAGCUGUCGUCGAUUUUAAAUAUCCAUGCAUAAAAAACUUGUGAAUAUUUAGCUUGUCAUGAUGAAAGACUGACUCAAAAUUGAUACUAUUUCAGCCAAAUACUUAAAUCGAAACAUGAAUAACAAUCCAGAAAGUGAGUUAAGCGUACCACACUUGUAUGCAACUUGCAUUUUCCAAUUUUCACUGGCAUUUUGAGAGUGUGCAAGUGCUAAAUUCGAGCCCUGAUCUGUAAUAUCAGUUUAAUUUAUCAGACGUUUUAUGUUCAGUAUUAGCUGCAAUUACCUUAAUGUGUUCAGAUAUCUCAGUCAUUAUAAGUUAUUAUACAAAUGUACAUUUCCAUAUUCAGGCCAGUAUUACUUCUAUAAAUAAUUAAUGUCACCAGCAUUAUUUAUAUUUUAUGUUUUUGCAAAAAAAACACAUUUAUAUUAUAUAUGAAGUCUACAUCAUUAUAUUUUUUUUUUUUUUUAUGACUAGUGAAAUAACUAGAUGUGACAUCAUAAAACAUUAUUGUUGAAACUAUGUAUGCUACUUAACAUUUGAUGUAUUCCGAGAUGUAAAUAAUUAUGAUGUUGGUAGGUCGGUAAAUCUUUUGACUUUAUUUUUUAUAAGGCAAAUUGUUUUUUUUUAGAUUUUUCCGGGCCAGAAAUUAUAUUCUUAAAAACAUCUAUAAAAUCAUUAGCCUCACUGAUUUUGUUAAAAGCCAAAAACUCUUAACUUUCAUAAAAUAUAACAAGUGAUAAAAAAAUAUUUCUCAAGGCAAGAAAAAAGGUUUGGGGUUGGGGCAAAAAAAAUGAAGGUAGACUGGAAACAAACAAAAAAUUUAAAACCUUAUUUAAGGCUUGGAUUAACGAAAUUCUGUUGCUGUUUCAAGCUUUUAAAAACAAAUGAAUCACUUGAUAAUGUUGAAUUGUAAUAAAAAGCUGUUAAAUAAAUUUUGCAAGUAUAGGGCAGGAAAUCAAGUGAUAUACUACACAGCUAAUGUAUUCAGUUUAGUUUCCAUCAUGAUAUGCAUGUACGAUGAAUCUGACUAGUUAAAGGGGUAAAUUGUUUGUUUUGAAAGUGGUGUAUAUAGCAAAAUAUUGUUUUUUGUUUAGAUAUUAAGAAAUUACUUGAUUAUGCAGUUAUUGUUACUUCUUUCCUUUAAGAUAAAUGGGUAAAAAGCCACUCGGUGUUGUCAUUACACUAAGGAUUUCUCUUUCUGAUCCGCAUUUUAGACUUUUUAACCGGAAGUGAACAUAUUUACCCUAACACCGGUAUGUCACUUCUGAAAACUCCACAUGCUUCAGUUUCUCUUUUCUUGCGAGUGUUCGCUUCGUUUUGUAAAAAUUAGACUUCGAAUUAUAUUUUAAUUAUUGACGUGUUAAUAAUCAAGUUAAGACUUUGUGGUUUAUGUCUGCUGGUCAUGGCGUCGAAUAAAUCGAUUGAGGAUGGAGAAAUUCUCUCUGAAGUGGAUUCUCUCUGAAGUGGACAAGUACUCGGACGGGACAAACCCGUCGCCAUUACGUGAAUUUGUGGGCACUGGCGAAAAUGAUGAAAAUUUGCCUUCGGUGUCACGUUCUAGUGACUAAAAGACCAAAGAAACCUUCCAGAUAUGGUGAACAGAGUAAGCGUUUCUCUGUCAUUGAAGCUAUGUUGAAAAAAAUGUUGGAACAAAACUCAAAUUCAGAACAGUCUGUUCAGAGACAAACUCGUGAACAGCAUGGUGUACCAGUCUCCUCACAAAGUUGAGCUGUAGUUUCGGAUGAUGAUAGGGACAAUUUGUCUAUGUUCGCAUAAGGUCAAAUAUCAAGCCAGAACUCUGAUGACGACAAUGAGUCGGUUACAGAGCCAUGUGUGGUCAAAAACAGAACACUAAAAGAAACUAACUUGUCAGAGGAAAAGAAGGUGUUUAUAUGGCAUGUUUGGCGGCGACGCCAUUGUGAAAUCUGACAAGAAAGAAGGCCUAGUUCUAGAUCAAUCACAAAUUGUGGUCCUGGAAAACAGCUACAGGUCGAAAGAACCUAACUUUUUAUCGUCUUUUUCUGAAGAAAAUUUUGACCAGUUCCCUGUUGACUCAAGGGUCAGAAAAAUUGUUAGAAGUUCCAUCUUUAGAUGAUUUAGUGAAAGGUUGCCUGACUAAUAGAUACGGAAAUAAGGCUGCUUUUGCAAAAAAUAAAUGGAAAAAUUUGUUCGGACAGCCAGCAAAAAUGGUCAAGAAAAUUAGUUAUAAAGGCCAACAAGCAGCUCGUUUGGGUCUAGUCAUACAAAUGUACAUCCAGCAGAGUUUAGGUAACUUACUACAGU